AUGGCCGUCUCGACGGCAUACCGCAAGUCGUCGAUGCGCAAACAGCGCGUUCCGUACUGGCUUGCGCUGAAGCGUUAUUACCGCCCGCUGAUCGGCUGUGCCUCGACUUGGUUCUUGUACAACUGGAUCUCCAUCCCGUUUGGGAUCUUCAGCUCGACUAUCGUCUCCCGUGUCAACCCUGAUGAGAGUCUUAUCAAGAAUCUAGGGUGGGGAGUGGUGAUCAACUGCUUUUAUAUCCCGGGACCAUUCAUCGGUGGCUAUCUCUCGGACAAGACCGGUCGCCGCCAGACUAUGGCUUUGGGCUUCACGCUACAAGCUAUCCUCGGGUUCGUGCUUGGUGGUGCUAUGACGCCUAUACAUAAUAUCUUCCCGCUUUUCGUCGUUCUGUAUGGUGUCUUCUUGACACUGGGGGAAGUCGGGCCCGGAAGUACGGUCGUGCUGGCUGCUUCGGAGUCUUUCGCGACCUCGGUCCGCGGACAGAUGAUGGGUCUUGUUUCCGCUUUCUCCAAAGCCGGAGCUGCAAUCGGGACAAGUGCUAUUCUCAACGCUUACACCGACGACCCAACCCAAGGCGACCAAGUCGCAUUCCUCAUCGGCUCGGGUUUCGCAGUCCUUGGCGCACUGGUGGCCUUCUUCGUCAUUCCGGACGUCUCGACGCGCCUGGAGGACGAUGAUGCGGAUUGGAAAGUGUAUUUGGCUGAUAACGGCUGGGAAGCAGAUUGGGGAGAUACGUCUACCAAGGACCCCCCUGGCGUGGUUCUGAGCAAACCGGGCCGAAGUGUGACCAGUGUCGAAUCGCCACUAGACACCAGGGAUUCCGAUUGGAAAUUCGAAUGGAGCGAAAAGCCCAAGAUCAAGAUGAGCCAACUAUCACCAGACCUGUCCAUCGGCGUUACCAAGCCCAUCACACCGGAAACCGACGAAGCGAAAGUGAUUACCGAAGCCAAGAUGCUUGUCAAGACCAAACGUGUCGGGCUUCUAACGGAGCUCAUCGUCUAUAAGAGCAUUGAGGGAAGCGGAAUCGCCCCUAGAUUUCUGGUUAUCGUCGUCGACGAUGAUGACGCGGAGCUCAUCGUUGGUUUCGUCAUCGAGUAUAUUGAAGGUGGAAGCAACCCAAAGUCUUGGGAUCCUGAAGACAUGCAAGCCUGCAAAGACGUCUUGACCCGAUUUCACAAAAAGGGCUGGGUACAUCGGGAUGUCCAUAAGGACAACUUUCUCAUCGUUUCUCACAAGAGCAAGAUUUAUCUCUUCGACUUUGGGAUGGCGAGAAGGACCGAGAGCAGUUAUGAUAGAGAAAUAGAGGAGGACUUAAGCAGGGUUGAUGAUUGGUGGUUAGAGAUAUACGGGAGGACUUAA
Molecule: messenger RNA, 1356 nt
Organism: Anthostomella pinea
Lineage: Eukaryota; Fungi; Ascomycota; Sordariomycetes; Xylariales; Xylariaceae
Source: the annotation of a GenBank genome assembly